This is a messenger RNA of Drosophila busckii, 2109 nucleotides long. RefSeq names its product putative helicase MOV-10. Gene Ontology annotation, cellular component: P granule; cytosol. Gene Ontology annotation, molecular function: helicase activity. Gene Ontology annotation, biological process: regulatory ncRNA-mediated post-transcriptional gene silencing. NCBI's taxonomy places the organism in Eukaryota, Metazoa, Arthropoda, Insecta, Diptera, Drosophilidae. The transcript is spliced from 2 exons. Bases 1 to 2109 code for a protein of 702 amino acids. The record is from RefSeq and is a predicted model, not a curated record.
AUGGAGGACUUGCCUUUUUAUCCACCAGGCCAAUUGAUGAUUAAUGCCUCAAAGCUUAAGUUUAAUAACGAAAGCUUGAAGGCAGUUAAUCCGCAGUUUGGCAAAUAUUUGCAGACGCUGAAUUUGGACUAUGACAAUAUGACUGCGAUACUUGAGACUCUGCUGCGCAUUGAAGACAUAACAACAAUGCAAUGCUACGCAAAGCUGAUGAAAGGGGAGAAAAUAUUGAUCAACUUUAAUAACGAAGACACAAGUGUGAUCGAGUGUGAAGUGAAGCUGAGCGCAAAGGAAGUGAACGCUGAGGAUAUUUUGGCGCCGGGCAUAGACGAAGUUGUGCUGGUGUCCAAAGGCAGCUUAAUGGCUUCGCCUUGGCCAAUUGACAUCAUCCUGGCACAGCUGCCACAUGCGCAUGAAGCUCUGAAGCUUGGGGAUCCAAUGCGCCGUUUUGUUGGCCUGGUUAAGAAAGUGAAGCGCACAAGCGUUGUCCUGGAAUUUAGCAAAAGGGUCGCCACCUUUCUAUACGACAGGAAGUUUCAUUUUAUCUUUCGCUCUGGUCGCGUACCCCUGCGACUUAUGUAUGCUGCACUGCGUCUGCUGCAAGCUGAUGCUGCAACUCGUCGUUAUCUGUUUCCCAACCGACAGCAGUUGAAUGCGCCAGCUGCAACUUUGCCCAAAUUUCCACUGUUCAAUCAAACGAUCGCCGCCAACAACGAGCAACUGCAGGCUGUGCAACAAAUUGUGGCAGGACCCAGCACAUUGGCGCCUUAUAUACUUUUUGGACCCCCAGGAACUGGAAAGACUACUACGCUAGUGGAGGCCAUACUUCAAUUGCAUCUUAAUCCCAAAAAUCGCAUACUCGUGGCUUGUGGCUCGAACUCGGCAUGCGAUACAAUAGCUUUGAGGUUAUGUGAAUACUUUGAGCAGCUGCUGCUGAAUGCGACUGAUGCAAAGCCCUUGGUGCGCUUGUACUCCAAGCUGCGUGUUAAAAAAGGACUCAAGGAAGUGCCGCCGCUGCUGCUGCGUUACGCCAACGUUGAGCGUAGCCGCUGUGAACUCGACCGGAAGCUGAAACUUGCGUACAAAACAUUGAAAAGCGUUGUGACCAAGAUUAAUGUGGCCACGCUCUGCACUGCUCAAGUGCUCAAGCUACAAGUGCCCGACAUCAGCUUUACGCAUAUUUUUAUAGAUGAAGCAGCAGCCGCCACUGAGCCAGAGGCGCUGCUGGCUAUUGUGGGGCUCAAGGGGCCAAGCACUCAUGUCAUACUUUCGGGUGAUCACAAGCAGCUGGGCGCCGUCAUUAAGAGUCAGCGUGCCGCCAGCUUGGGCUUGGGUCAUUCUCUUAUGGAGCGUCUGCUCUACCACGAGCUCUACGCGCUGAAUGCGCAGGGCAGCUAUGAGCAGCGUCUGCAGACGCGUCUGCGUCGCAACUAUCGCUCCCAUCCGGCAAUUGUUGGCGUCUACAAUCAGCUCUACUACAACGGCGAGCUGCUGGCCCAAGUCACCCAAGCAGCCAGCUGCGCCUUGCUGCCCAACCCUCAGUCGCCUGUGCUGUUCCACAGCGUGCAUGGCUGCGUAGCACGCGCGGCACACAGCGCCAGCAGCUACAAUGAGCUGGAGGCGCAUGUGGUGCUCUGGUAUAUACAGCAGCUGCUCAGACGCGGCCUGGACCCACAAACGAAAGUUGCUCAGCGCGACAUUGGCGUAGUCUCGCCCUACUUGGCUCAGUGUCGCCUAAUCGAACUCAAGCUGCGCCAGUUGGGCAUACGCCGCUUGGAGGUGGGCAGCGUCGAAAGCUAUCAGGGCAGAGAGAAGCCAAUUAUUAUUGUUAGCCUGGUCAGCUCGUUUAAUCACAUCUCCAGCUUUGUAGCCAAUCCGCGUCGCAUCAAUGUUUUGCUCUCCCGCGCCAAAUCGCUGCUCAUUCUUGUGGGAAAUCCCACCACACUGAGUACAGUCAAUGAUUUCAAGUUUAUUAUUGAUUACUGCAAGCUAGCGGGCAAUCUGAAUUCUCAAAAGUCUCAAAAAUCCAAGAGCAAGAAAAAAUUAGCCAAAGCUGAGCCAGAGCUUAAGGCUUUGUCUAACAAUGUUAAGAAGCUAAGCUUAAACAAUUAG